This is a messenger RNA of Mugil cephalus (flathead mullet), 2487 nucleotides long. RefSeq names its product TUB like protein 3 (gene tulp3). The coding region runs from base 116 to 1630 and encodes 504 amino acids. The transcript is spliced from 12 exons. Gene Ontology annotation, biological process: protein localization to cilium. Lineage: Eukaryota; Metazoa; Chordata; Actinopteri; Mugiliformes; Mugilidae. Gene Ontology annotation, cellular component: cilium. The record is from RefSeq and is a predicted model, not a curated record.
GACGGCAGGGCUCACUGUUCGGCAGGAGCGCGCAGUAACUCUGACCGCGAGUGUAAAUGUCGAUUUUUGUGACGCCGUAGGAGACCCGUGGACUAGCAUUCCUGCAGCUGCAUCCAUGGACACUGUAAAGUCUGAGGGAUCUCAGCCUGUCUACAGUCGCUGGUCAUACAGACCCACCAGCUCUGCCAGCUUCUCCUCUAACUCAACAGGAAGCGGCAUCGAAGAUGACAGUUCAAGUUUUAUGCAGCAGAAGCUGGAAAAACAGCGGGCACUGCUGGAACAGAAGCAGCGGCGGAAGCGGCAGGAACCUCUCAUGGUUCAGCCCAACACGGAGGGUCGGCCCCGGCGCUCCAGGACGCGGCGCGGGGAGGAGCAGGCGCCGCUGGUGGAGUCGCAGCUCAACGUCACUCAUGACGUCAUCAUGGAUGGUAUUGAUGGUCCAGCAGCGUUCCUGGGCCCCGAAGCCCCCGAUCUGGGCAUGAGGAUCCAAAUCCUGUCGGUGAGCCAGUCCCAGUCCCAGUCCCAGUCCCCCCAGUCUCAGCUGCAGCCUCAGUCCCAGCCCCAGUCCCCUGCUUCAGAGGAGCCCGAGAGAGACGGAGACACCGAGACGCUGCUAGAGCCCAAGACAGACCUUCAUGAGCUGCUGCAGAAAAAAGGUUUGUGCGGAAGCAUGAACUUCGACGAAUCCAGCGAGCACGAGGAGGACGCGGAGGACGAACGGACGCGCUCCCUCUCCUCCCACACCGACUCCAACAGGCCUUCGUCAGCCGCCAGUGGCAAGGACGUUCCAGUGAGCAGCUCAGAGGCGGUAACCCCCGGAUCGCCGUCGGCGGACAGCUUAGUAGCGGAUGUGGCCAAUCUGGAAGAGUUUGUCUUGCGGCCAGCUCCUCGUGGCGUUACCGUUAAAUGCCGAAUCUCCCGGGACAAGAAGGGCAUGGAUCGGGGCCUCUACCCCACCUACUUCAUGCACAUGGAGAAAGAGGACGGCAAGAGGAUGUUUUUACUGGCGGGAAGGAAGAGAAAGAAGAGCAAAACGUCCAACUACCUUAUCUCAGUGGACGCCACUGACUUGUCACGAGAGGGAGAGAGCUUCAUAGGUAAACUGAGGUCCAACCUCAUGGGCACCAAGUUCACGGUUUACGACAACGGCACCAAUCCCUGCAAAAACCCCGGGGCCCUGCUGGAAGAGAGCAACACACGACAGGAGCUGGCUGCCAUCUUCUACGAGACCAACGUUCUGGGAUUCAAAGGGCCUCGCAAGAUGACUGUAAUCAUCCCGGGCAUGAACAUGAGCUUUGAGAGAGUCCCUGUAAGGCCUCAAAAUGAGCAGGAGAGCCUCCUGAACAGGUGGCAGAAUCACACGCUGGAAAACCUGAUUGAGCUGCACAACAAGGCCCCCGUGUGGAACGACGACACCCAGUCUUACGUGCUCAACUUCCACGGCCGCGUGACUCAGGCCUCGGUGAAAAACUUUCAGAUAGUUCACGACAACGACCCCGACUACAUCGUCAUGCAGUUCGGCAGAGUUGCCGAAGACAUCUUCACUCUGGACUACAACUACCCCAUGUGUGCCCUGCAGGCCUUCGCCAUCGGCCUGUCGAGCUUCGACAGCAAACUGGCCUGUGAGUAGACGACAAGGCUCCACGUCGCCUCUCCUGACCCCUCCUGUCAGAUCUCCUCUCCACGGGGCUACUCAGCAGCCGACGGCGGAGGCUCUUAACAUUAUCAGGAAUCAGCCGAGGCUGAUGAAAACGAACAUUGCGAAACUAUCAUUUCGGUUCAGACGUGUUGGUGCUUUGUUGGCACACCCAACGGAAUCUCUUGUUUUCUUCGUGGCUGUUUUUUCGUUUUUGUUUUCGUCUUAUACCUUCUGUCACGCACACGUCGAUGUGCAUGUCUACAGACCAAAAGGGAAAAGCAAAAAAAAUUGAUGAUCUGACCUGGAGACAGGUGCUCCCGUUAGAGACCGAGUACAAAGAGGACAGACGUCGCAUUUUUGUUGCCUUUACAUUUAAUUUCAGUCAGUGUUUCUGGCCACGGCUCAGAGCAGAAACCAUCACUCAACAACAUGGCCUUUGCUCUGGCGCCACCUGCAGGCCAAACUAUAGAUUUGUUUAUUAAGCAACAAGGAAUAGAAAAAAAAACUUUUUCCAUGUUCUGCCUGUUAAACCGUCUUCUCUUGUGAUUUUAUAUUUUAUUUUUUAGCUUGUUUACAUCUUAAAACACAGGAAGUUUUAACCUGCCACCUGCUUAUAACUCAUUUGGACACUUCAUUAUCAUUUUUAUUCUAUGUGGAAAGUGUAUUAUUCAGAGCACGUCUUAUGAUUUUUGUGUUGUUGUUUUCUUUUGUGAAUAAGUAUAAUUUGCAUCUUGUGACUGUGAUAUAUUUUUUGUCUUAUCAAGUUGGAUCAUCACGGAAAGGAUUGCAGAAUUGCACAUUUAAAGAGAAAGGAAGAUCGUACUGUAAAUAAAAUAGGACAUCACGCC